Molecule: messenger RNA, 698 nt
Organism: Penaeus monodon (black tiger shrimp)
Lineage: Eukaryota; Metazoa; Arthropoda; Malacostraca; Decapoda; Penaeidae
Exons: 3
Coding region: 1-687 (228 amino acids)
Source: RefSeq, a predicted model, not a curated record
AUGGCCACGCCCACAAGGAUUACAGAUAGGCCUACCUUCGGGAAGGAGAUGAGAGGCUUAUCUGCCGUUCCUUGUGGGCGUGGCCAUCGUCCCGACAUAGGGCAAGGACAGGCUUCCUCCGCCUAUAUACAGACUGCAGUCAGCUCUUCCUACCUUGACUCUCACAAGCACAAACAAUAUGAAUCCUCUGGUAUCUUACCAGAGGAUUCAUCCAUGAAAAUUUACCACAAAAAAAAUGAUUGUGGUUUUCAGAACUUCCUGGUGUUCUUUGCUGCGGGAUGCAUGGUUAGUCCCUCAAACCCUGUGCUGCUUCCCCUGACCAACGGGGUGCACUACACCACCUACAACGGGGCCGUUCCUCUGAUUUCCACUCCCCUGAGGACUGUCCCUGUGGCUCCUCCAGCCGUGGCUCCCAGUCCCUUCGUGGCUCCAAAUAUUCCCUUGAUCCGGGUUUCUGAGUCUGAAAUGAACCAAGACCAGGUUGCCGCUCCCCUCCCCAUUAUUUACAACUCAGCUAUCGGCGCCCCUUCGGUUUACACCCAGGUUGCUGUUCCCGAUGGCUCGGGAACUGCAAUCUACGGCCUAUUCAACCUUCAGCCUGUGCCUUCGUCAGGAGAUAUUCCUGAAGACUGCACUGUAGUCAAAAUCUUGGGCAAGGAAUGGUUCAUGGUUUGCAAGAAUAAUUAAGUUUCAUUCUU